AUGUAUGACAAUAACAAGAAGAUUAAGAGAAUAUUAGAGAUUGUCAAUAUUCUUUUGAGAAGAGCUGAGAAAAGAAGAAAAGCAAUAAUCGAUGAAAUAAGGGCUGUGGAUGAAUAUCUGAAGGAGUUGGAACAGAGGAAAAAGAGACUUACCCGCCAUGAUUAG
Messenger RNA from Encephalitozoon intestinalis ATCC 50506, 165 nucleotides. RefSeq lists its product as uncharacterized. The record is from RefSeq and is a predicted model, not a curated record. The transcript has a single exon. Lineage: Eukaryota; Fungi; Microsporidia; Unikaryonidae. The coding region runs from base 1 to 165 and encodes 54 amino acids.